Molecule: messenger RNA, 867 nt
Organism: Drosophila melanogaster (fruit fly)
Lineage: Eukaryota; Metazoa; Arthropoda; Insecta; Diptera; Drosophilidae
Exons: 5
Coding region: 87-761 (224 amino acids)
Biological process (GO): endoplasmic reticulum to Golgi vesicle-mediated transport
Cellular component (GO): Golgi apparatus; membrane; Golgi membrane
Source: RefSeq, marked reviewed
CUGGGUCACAGUCCACGGUCACACUGUCUACUACGUAUUUUUUGUCGAUGUAAACGUUUAUAUAUUAAACUUAGCAGAUAAUACCGAUGGAUUCCAAACUAGAUAUGUUCGAGGACGUGAACACGUCGCCUUCAUUGGAGGGCGACAUGUCGAUUCCGGGCAAAAGAACCACAACUGCAACGUCCGCGAGCGGAGUGCCGGAAUACAAUACUCUGGAUGAGCCCAUCCGCGAGACAGUGCUGAGGGACAUUCGGGCCGUAGGCAUUAAGUUCUACCACGUCCUGUACCCCAAGGAGAAGUCCAGUCUGCUACGAGAUUGGGACCUUUGGGGUCCACUGGUGCUGUGCACCUUCAUGGCCACCAUACUACAAGGCUCCUCCACCGCCGACAGCAUGUCUGACAACGGACCCGAGUUCGCCCAGGUCUUCGUAAUCGUCUGGAUAGGUGCAGCCGUAGUCACACUCAACUCCAAGCUGCUGGGCGGCAAUAUCUCAUUCUUCCAAUCCGUCUGCGUGCUGGGCUACUGCCUUACGCCGGUGGCCAUUUCCCUAAUUGUGUGCCGGGUAAUCCUGCUUGCCACCCAAACGCGGCUGCUCUUCUUUCUGCGUUUUGUGACCACCACCAUAGGCUUUGCCUGGGCCACUUACGCUUCCUUUGUUUUCCUGGGUCAGAGCCAGCCUCCCCAUCGAAAACCGCUUGCCGUGUACCCCAUCUUUCUGUUCUUCUUCAUCAUCUCGUGGUUGGUUCUUUCCCACAAUUAGUCCAAUCUAUGACGCCUCGUUUAGUGAUUAGUUCGUAAAGAAAACAGUGCACGUUCCAUAGCGUAACCAAAAAAAAACCGAAAACAAUUGUACAUUUCUUUAAGCU